GAAGGAACAAGAGCGUAUAGAAAAGGAACGUAUGCGUCGUUUGAUGGCCGAGGAUGAAGAGGGUUAUCGUAAGCUUAUCGAUCAAAAGAAAGAUAAACGUUUGGCAUUCCUGCUCUCACAAACCGAUGAAUACAUUAGCAAUCUCACACAGAUGGUGAAGCAGCACAAGGACGAUCAAAUGAAGAAGAAAGAAGAUGAACAGAAACGUUUGCUGCAAUACAAGAAGGAGCUGUUAGUGAGUGGAGAAUACAUAAAUAUUGAUGAUAGUAGUGUAGCGGCUGAUUUGCAUGUCACUGUGAUGGAACAAAGCACUGGCAAGAAAUUGACCGGAGAAGAUGGUCCUGUACUGAAACAUUUACACAGAUGGCUAGAACAACAUCCCGGUUGGGAUUGGGUGGAAGAUGAUGAUAAUGCCGUUAAUGAGGAAGAGAAAAUCAAGAAGAAAAGGAGAAACAGGAGGGAGAAGAAAAUGCUAAAGAGGGUGAUGAAAAGAAUGAAGAAAAUUUGA
Lucilia sericata (common green bottle fly) is the source of this 508-nucleotide messenger RNA. Its product is annotated as ATP-dependent helicase brm-like. Gene Ontology annotation, molecular function: protein binding. Lineage: Eukaryota; Metazoa; Arthropoda; Insecta; Diptera; Calliphoridae. The record is from RefSeq and is a predicted model, not a curated record. Bases 32 to 508 code for a protein of 158 amino acids. The transcript is spliced from 2 exons.